CCCACCUGAAAAGCAGGCGCUGUGGCCGCCAGACAAGCCCCGUCCUCCCCGCGCUGGCCUGAGCCUGGGACGGGGCGCGUUGGGAGCUGGGGGGCGUCAGAAGGGCCCGGGCAGGAGUCUCUAAGCCGCCCGCUUGCCUUUAAACCCGGGUCCAGGACUGCCCGGGAGCAAGGUCAGUGCCUCUGCGGGGGAGCCCCGAGCAAAGUCUCAGCCCCCAGAAGUGCAGGGCCUGGCUGCGGCCGCCCCAGUCCUGGGCCCCUGGCCCCGAGCCGGGCUCCUCCCAGAGGCGCCGGGAGGGGAGGGCUGCUGUAGACCGGCUGGAGGCCCACGGGCCUGGCCUCUCCCCACCAGCCGGAACCUAAGCGCUCCCCCACCCCCUUCUCCCAGCUGCAGAGACUGCCCUGGGCUUACCCGUUCAGGAAGGGGGCGGAAAGGCAGGCGCUGUUCAGGCUGGGCCCUGGCGAGGACCCACGGCCACCUCUCAGGUGGCAGCAGCCAAGCGUGCAGGGCCCCCGGGGAGCGGGCGGGGAGCAAAUGGGCCUCUCACAUUCCUGAGGGCGGGGCUCAGCUGGCAGCUGAACCCAGGGGUGGGAACCCCACUUUGACUACAGGGUGACCCCGGGCCGCUGAGCCGCCUCCCGCCCAGGCAGAGCCCCCGGUGCAGGCAACAGCAGCCCCGCCGCCGGCAUGCAGCCCCGGGAGAGCGGCGUCCAGUACAGCCGGUGGCAGGACAGCGGCCUGGAGGAGGUCGGCAUGGCGGUUGCAUCCGGCACCAUCCAGAGCUCCCGCUGGGAUGGGAUCUCCGGGAGGCUGUGCAAGCUGGGCACCACCAUGAAGGUGCUGAGCGCACUGGCGCUGCUGUGCGCCGUCUUCAUCCUGGGCUACACCACCGGCUACUACGUGCACAAAUGCAAGUAGUGUGCCCAGCGAGCACGCUUGGGCUGGCUGCACUCCCUCGGGCGUGGGCUGGGGGGGCUCCGAGUACAUGGCCCCUUUUAGGACUCCUCCACCACGUCCAUGGCCGCUGAGCAGGCCCUGCACCCCAGCAGUGAAGAACCAGGACCUCGGGGGCCCAGCAUGCUCAGCGGCCACCACCCCGACUCAGGCACAUGCCCGCACACAGAGCUACCUGGGGGCACGCAUGGCACAAGGCUGGGCCCAGCCUGGGCAGGAGCUGCAGGACACACCCAGGCCUGGCUCUCAGCCCGUCCCCAGACCUCCCCGGAGCCCAGUGCAGGGGGUCACCCUUCCCUCCCCUUCCAAGGGCUGGGCGGGGUGGGGACCCCCAGUGGGUAUUGUGCCCAGUUCUGUGGUCUUUGGCUCUGCCGUGCAAGGCCGGCUUUGAGGGAGCCCGCCCACGCUCCCAGGAGCGGAGACCCUGGCCCAGGCAGAGUAGGCCUUGCCUCCCGCCCCACGUGGCCUCUCCUCCAAGUGCACCCUGUUCUCGUCUGCCUGCCUCUCAAGAAAGGGCGGGGGUAGACCAGCUCCUCAGGUGCCCUGUGCACCUCAUGGUCACUAUUUGGUAAGAGGGCCAGGCGAUGGCCCCUCAGGCCGGGUGUUACUCAGAGUGAGUGCUGGCGGCCAUGAGUGUGGCCAGGGGCCUAAGGGAAGGGCAUGCGCUGCUCCCAUACAGCUCUGGGCCUUGGGAGCCCCUGGCUGGGCCCUGGGAUUGACCCGAGGACCAGAAUAUGAGUGGACUUGUUCCAGCCUAGCCCGCAGGGGCCUGUAUCUGGCCUCCCGGUUGCUCUGCAGGGGCUGGUCUCACCUGCAGCAGCCAGGUGCUGCAGGCCCCACCUCAGGAGAGUGGCCCUCACUCCAGCUGGAUGGGCAACGAGGGCUCGAGAUCAGAGGCCACAUAGCAAGUCUAGGUUUCAGGGGCCAAAGCUGGGCUGUCAGGGCCCAGGAGGCCCUAAGCACACCUCAGAAUCCGGAGGGGCUAGGCCAAGAUGGCAGGAGGGGUAGAGAUCCCGUGGGCCCCGCCCCUGGGGAGGGCAGGCCUGCUGAGGGGUGGUGGUGGAUGGCAGCAGCUGAUGCUGGUGUCUGGCCUGGACUGGCUGGGCAUGCCCGUGUCCAUGCUCAGCAGGCCGCAGGGUGGAACGCCAGUUCCCUGACAUAAGGCCUGCUGCCCAGCCCUUGCAGGGGAGCCCAUAGACAGAGGCCCUUGGGGUGCACCUCCGUGGGAGCCUCCCAGAGAUGUGGCCCCAGGGAGAAGAUGCCACCUGCCUUCCCAUAGGAGAUUUUGGAACAAGAUGACCUGCUAGAGCAGGUGACUUGACUUCCCUGCACAGCCUCUGAAUGGGGGCCUAGACCCAGCCCUUGCUCGAGGUAGAGGUGGGGUGGGAGGCAGGAUGCAGAGAAGAUGACCCAGGACCCCGGGGUCCAGGACUUCCCUGGGCUGUGCCUCUCACCCUGCUGGCAGAGCUGGGGUGGGGAGGGGUGGGGGCAUUUCCCCUCAGAAGCUACCAGCCCUAGCCCCAGCUAACCGGCAGGAAAGGCUGGCUCCGGGGCACCGCGGUGUUCCGACCAAACGUCCCUCACGCGAGCAGGAGUGACAGGUCGGCAGAGGCUUUUGCUUGUAAGCUGAACAUGUUCCAAGUCUCACACACAACCAAGUUACACCAGGAGGGCCGGCGACAGGGCCGCCAAGGCCCCGCUGGACGCACGCCCGCCCCCAGCACCGGCGGCUGUGCUGCCCGCUGUCACGUGUGCCCAGCAGCGUCCUGAGGGCUACCGCGGGGGCUCCCCGGACAGCGUCCGCCCUCUGCACAGCACACCCGCCCGGCAGGGGCACCGCGCGCAGCUCUUGGGAGGCGCCACAGACCACCGAGGGCGCCUCCCACAGGCCGGCCAGACCCGGAACAGUGAGGUCAGCAAGGCCCGGCGUCUCGGCGCCCGGGGGUGGGGGUGGGCGACUGUCCUGCGGCUGCCGCCCGUGGGUGAGCCGUAGCCGGAAACGCUGAGAACCAAGCGUCCCCAGGAGCCUGUGUUUGGUGCCCGUCCCUCCCACCCUGCCCGCCAGCGCAGCUACCAGUGGCCGCUCGCGCCCACCAGCCCGGGAAGAAACGCCUCGCGUAGGAAGAUGGCUUCCCGCGGGCUGAAGACACGCGGCGGCCCAAAGACACUCCUUCAGGGCAGAUGGCUGUGCGGCCUGUCCUCUCGCUUCCCGCUGAGGACCGACACGGUGUCUCCGCUCCGUGGAGUCAUCUGCGGCGUCUCCGGCCUGCAGCACCUCCGGGCCGGCUGAGCUGGUGC
Molecule: messenger RNA, 3252 nt
Organism: Talpa occidentalis (Iberian mole)
Lineage: Eukaryota; Metazoa; Chordata; Mammalia; Eulipotyphla; Talpidae
Gene: SMIM1
Product: small integral membrane protein 1 (Vel blood group)
Exons: 2
Coding region: 688-918 (76 amino acids)
Source: RefSeq, a predicted model, not a curated record